UCCAGGCUGCAGGGUUGGGAGCUCCCGGCAGCACCUCUGGGAUUUCAAACCCUCCUGAUUUUUCCUCCCUCUGUGUGCAGGCGUGUGGGGACUGGGUGGACAGAGCCCAGGAGGGGGGAGAGCUGCGGCAGGGACCCCGAAAUCACACCUGCGGCAACGGCUGGUGAGCAGGAGCACGGCUGCAGCAGGGAUUUCCCAGUAAACAUUUGGGAAGGGGAUGGCGCAGCUUCUGGCCCCACCAGCAUGAACACAAGGUGCCUUUUCUUGCGCACGGUGGAGAACAGCCGCCCCGGGGAGCAGCGGGGACCGUUCCUGGAUGGCAGCCGGCAUCCUUCAGCGGGCGUACUUAAGGCCGAGCUCCCCCCGGGGCCGGGGCAGAGGAGCGCUCGCCACAGACACCCGCCCGCAGCCCGCGGCUCGCUCCGGACCGGGGAGAUGCUGCCCGCCACGUCCAAGCUCUGCGCUGCCAUUUCCUACCGGCACCUGCGCAACAUGACCGGUCUGAGAAGACAAGCCGCUGUUGCCAUCAGCCAGGAGCUGAGCAAGCUCGCCUGCCGCAGCACGGGACCUGGCACGUGGGUUAACCAGGUUCGCAGAAGAAGCUCCUUGCUCAGCUCGAGGCUGGAGGAGAAGCCCUUUAGCGAGAUGGAAAUGUCUUACAUCAAGCAAGGAGAGGAAGCCCUCCAGAAAUCACUCAGCAUCCUCGGGGACCAGGACGGCUGGAAGACAGAGACGGUGCUGGGUAACGGAGACAGAGUGCUGAGCAAGGUGCUCCCCGACACGGGCAAGGUGUUCCGACUCGAGGUGGUGGUGGAGCAGCCCCUGGACGCGGUGUACAGCGAGCUGGUGGACAACAUGGAGCAGAUGGGGGACUGGAAUCCCAACGUCAAAGAAGUCAAGAUUCUCCAGAAGAUUGGAAAGGACACGGUGAUCACCCACGAGAAGGCGGCCGCCGCCCCCGGUAACAUUGUUGGACCACGGGACUUUGUGAGUGUCCGGUGCUCCAAGAGACGUGGCUCCACCUGCGUCCUGGCCGGCACGUCCACGAAACACGGGGCUAUGCCCGAGCAGGAAGGAUUUAUAAGAGCGGAGAACGGCCCCACCUGCAUGAUCCUGCGCCCGCUGCCCGGCAGCCCGUCGCACACCAAGCUGGUCUGGCUGCUCAGCAUCGACCUGAAGGGCUGGCUGCCGAAGACCCUCAUCAACCAGGUCCUGUCCCAGACCCAGGUCGACUUCGCCAACCACCUCCGGGAGCGCCUGGCCCGGACAGCGGCCGGGAGCUGCUGACCCCAGCGACUGGGGAGGGGGGGGGGACGCUGCCAGCAGGAGUGGAGCCUUGGAAUGGUGUGAGACAGACACAGGUGGAUCCAAGGCCUUGGCUAAUUAGCGCAGGCUGGAGUAGUAGACACCACUAAUUGAGCGUCUCAAUAAAUAAGUAAAGCUUUAUUUAUUGAAACUAAGUGUCAGGCCCCUGCAACCUCCCCCAGUCAGCCAGCACCUGCUUAGUGUGCAAGUGCACAGGACCACAAGCCUGAGGGCUGUUGGUCCUGCCUCUGCUCUGCUGAGCAGGUGCUGGCUCACUCAGGCCCCUGCAACCUCCCUAAAUAAAUGAAGUUUUAAGCAGUGGUGUCUACUACUGCAGGCCUUGCCUAAUUAGGGAGGUCCCAGACACCUGACAGGGAAGGCAGGAGGACCAGCACCUGGACUCCCUGAACCUCAAAUUUUAUUCCCCUCCUUCCCCCAAAACAUGGGGUUAUUCCCUUCUCCCCUCCGUGAAGCAGCUCUAAUUUAUUUCUCCUGUAUAGACACACACACAAAGUGUCAAAUUAUUUAUUCAUUCAAAGCUUUGCACAGCUUCAUCUUGAGAAAUCUCCGAGUGUAGCUAAUUUGAGUUUAAAUCUCAUUCAUAACAAGUCACAAGAAAAAAAAAAAGAGUUAAAGCCUUUAUUUUUAAACUGGUUUCCAGUUUGUGGGGAAAAAAAAAAAUAGUUUGGACAGAAGCCCAAAUUUCAGUCUUACAUGCAGUAGUCUUGUUACAACACCCUCCUCCUGGCUGGAAGCAGUUGUUUACAAUCAGCCCAAAGAGCUGAGCAGAAGGGCCAGUGCUGCUUCUGCAGGUGUGUGUGUACAGCAGGGAGGUCCAACUCCAGCCCGCUCUCACUGAACAAACGACUGUUACAACCCAGGUACAGCACAGGAGAAGUGACCUCAAUACAAUACUUGCUGCUUCAGCUAGCUACACUGUAAGAGUUCCUGAAGACUCGGUGAGAUGCCCACAAGCAGCACAAUACAUACUAGAACUGCAGUCACUUAGACUCCAGCACAGCGGUAGAGUGUGGCUUCAGCAGGUACCAGAUACACAGAACACCUGCCAGCAAGAGCUGGGUUGGCUUCAGCUUGUCUGCUCGGUGGCUGGUUGCUCUGAGUGCUGCACGUCCCUCUGUAAUAAAAACCACUUGACUGGC
This is a messenger RNA of Tyto alba (common barn owl), 2465 nucleotides long. RefSeq names its product steroidogenic acute regulatory protein (gene STAR). The record is from RefSeq and is a predicted model, not a curated record. Bases 244 to 1287 code for a protein of 347 amino acids. The transcript has 8 exons. Lineage: Eukaryota; Metazoa; Chordata; Aves; Strigiformes; Tytonidae. Gene Ontology annotation, biological process: regulation of steroid biosynthetic process; steroid biosynthetic process; intracellular cholesterol transport. Gene Ontology annotation, molecular function: cholesterol binding; cholesterol transfer activity. Gene Ontology annotation, cellular component: mitochondrion; mitochondrial intermembrane space.